AUGUAUCCCCAACUGCCCAAGUCCCCUGCCGACCUGGUACCGUUGCCUCUGUGCGAGGGCCCCAAACUGAAGCCGUUCGACUUCAAGGGCCCCCAGGACAUUGAGUUCAUCGAGGAACUUGGAUCCGGCCAGCACUCCUUUGUCUUCAAAGUCAGGAUUCGCAACAAGCUCUAUGCACUCAAACUGUUUGUAUUCACUGAAGGCUGGCAUUUGUCAAUGCCAGGAGUUCCGUCCGAUAGUAAAGAGGCCAUGAGCGCCGUAUACCAAUACAUGGACACCUUCAACCGCGAGUGCCGCGCCUUUGGCCGCCUGCAAGAGUCGGGAUGGCAAGACCUCGGCAUCGAGUGCUUCGGUUACGUCCUCCUGGACAACAAGCACGAAAGGAUGCUCAGGGACAAAUUUCCCGACAUGAACUGCGUCAGCGACUGGUUCCCUUCAGGGGCCUACGAUGAGCCUGUUCUCGAAGAUUGUCGUUUUAGACGGCGCCGCGACGCCUGGUUUGACGCCUGGCUUAAAGCCUGCAAGAUAGAUCAGCAGGCACUGGACCGCCGCUUCCCGGUGUUGCUCGACGGCGACGCCGGCGCCUGCGGCCCGCCCAUCCGCGGCAUCCUCAAGGCCCUUGGCACGCUCACCAAGCCCGCAUGCAAGCGCGACGACACCCGCUAUUUCACGGAUCUCUGCAAGAUGCAGCAGCUCGGCAUCACCGGCCUCGACCCAAACGACGGGCAGCUCGUCGAUUGGAAGCAAGCCGACUUUAGCAUCGCCAUCACGACGCCACACCCCCUUCUGACCCCGUUCGAGAUGAACCCGCGCAUCGGGCCCGAGUGGCUGCCCCUGCUGGAGUUCAACGCCUUCUCGCGGACCUCGUUCGACUACAAUUGCUUCAACAACGCACUACAUCACCGCCCUGCGUUAGAGGAUCGCGACUGGAAUCCCAAGACAGACGCGCCGCCGGACUACGACUGCCGGGGCAGGCCAGGCCGGUAUGACCUUCGCAAGAUGCCGCACCGGCACCCCUUCGCGUUUGUGGACCCGCGCAAGUACGACUGGCGGCCCGCGGUCCGCGGUCGUGCUACGACCCGGGCGAGCUCCAAUGGCAGCAAGGCAGGCCGGCCGCGCGGUAUCUCCAAAGCCUGCAACCCGGGGAGGCUGCAGCUUAAAGACAAGCCGGACAGAUGGUAUCUUGAGUACCGGCACCCGACGUACGACUGUGAAUUGGCCAAAAUCAAACCCAAAAUCACCUGGGAGUACCGGGGCGGCCACUUUUUCCCACGCGGGUCGGCCCAAGAGGUCGAGGACGAGUUGAUGUGGGAUUCGGAAAGUAUAAAGCACAGGAGGGAGAAAGACUGGGGGCGGGUGGUGGCCGAGGCCAAGACAAGAAAGAAGUUCGAGCUGAUCGCGGAGCCCCAGCCGAGGCGGAGACUCAUGUCCGAGGCUGAUUAUAUCAUGCGUCUUUACUACCCGAAGUGGUGCAGCAUGAGUGCGGAAGAGCAGGCCCAGAUUCACGAGAAGACCUGCCGUGAAUUAGUUCGUGAGUUUUGGGCGCCGGAGCGGGGCCUGGCCCAAGAGCCAGAAGAGGUGCAAGCGCAGAUAGAUCGGCUCCGCCAACUUCACUCCUCGCAGCUGAACGCGACCUACCGUGCAUGGAGCAUGAAACAACGUGUGGACAAGGAGACUGAAGCGGAGAGGAUCGAGAAAGGGCAGUCUUUGGAAGAGCGGGCGCCAGGAGAGGGUUUUUGCGGCUGGCUUCUCCAGUACUCUAAAGAGAUAUGGCAUGCGGAGUUGUUGGGUUGGGAAAAGCCUGCGGUUGCGUCGUUCGUCGACUGGACGAAGAAGUAUCUUCCCGAGCUGUGGGCUCUUGAGGUGCAGGCUCGUGAUGCGGAGGCUCGUGAUGCGGAGGUUUAG
This is a messenger RNA of Thyridium curvatum, 1905 nucleotides long. RefSeq lists its product as uncharacterized. The transcript is spliced from 2 exons. The coding region runs from base 1 to 1905 and encodes 634 amino acids. Lineage: Eukaryota; Fungi; Ascomycota; Sordariomycetes; Thyridiales; Thyridiaceae. The record is from RefSeq and is a predicted model, not a curated record.